AUGGACGCUGCCAGAAGAUUAUCGAGAUCUGCUGAAGGCGCAGCCAGUGGUUCCAACGGAGACACUGGUGCACGCCAGGGGCAACUACCGCUGCAAGCCACUCGCUUCUCCUAUGCACAACAACCGCAAAUGAAGGAUGUUAAACGAAGGACGCCAGCGAGGAAUGCUGUCAAUUCGCCUUUCGGCCAAUAG
Baudoinia panamericana UAMH 10762 is the source of this 192-nucleotide messenger RNA. RefSeq lists its product as uncharacterized. The record is from RefSeq and is a predicted model, not a curated record. Lineage: Eukaryota; Fungi; Ascomycota; Dothideomycetes; Mycosphaerellales; Teratosphaeriaceae. The coding region runs from base 1 to 192 and encodes 63 amino acids. The transcript has a single exon.